Molecule: messenger RNA, 10566 nt
Organism: Mobula hypostoma (lesser devil ray)
Lineage: Eukaryota; Metazoa; Chordata; Chondrichthyes; Myliobatiformes; Myliobatidae
Product: abl interactor 2
Exons: 12
Coding region: 49-1749 (566 amino acids)
Biological process (GO): neuron migration
Cellular component (GO): actin-based cell projection; lamellipodium; SCAR complex
Molecular function (GO): signaling adaptor activity; SH3 domain binding
Source: RefSeq, a predicted model, not a curated record
CCUCUCGGGCUCAGGCUCCCGCAUCCAGUGUCGGAAGAUGUGGGGAAGAUGGCGGAGCUGCAGAUGUUGCUGGAGGAGGAGAUCCCCGCAGGCCGCCGAGCGCUGCUGGACAGUUACCACAACCUGGAUCGGGUGGCCGAGUACUGCGAGAGCAACUACAUCCAGGCAGCAGAUAAACAGCGAGCUCUGGAAGAAACCAAAGCCUACACAACCCAGUCCUUAGCAAGUGUGGCCUACUUGAUCAACACAUUGGCGAAUAAUGUGCUCCAGAUGCUGGACAUCCAGGCAUCCCAGCUCCGACGCAUGGAAUCAUCUAUCAACCAUAUUUCACAGACUGUGGACAUUCAUAAGGAAAAGGUUGCGAGAAGAGAGAUAGGUAUCUUGACCACCAACAAAAACACCUCCAGAACACACAAAAUUAUUGCUCCAUCCAACCCUGAGAGGCCUGUCAGGUAUAUCAGAAAACCCAUUGAUUACGCCGUCUUGGAUGACAUCGGACAUGGAGUGAAGUGGUUGCUUAGAUUUAAGGUUAGCACUCAAAACAUGAAGAUGGGUGGGCUUCCACGAAGCACCCCACCCACACAGAAACCCCCCAGUCCCCCAGUGUCGGGAAAAGGUACCCUAGGUCGACAUUCUCCUUAUCGGACACUGGAGCCCGUGCGCCCUCCGGUGGUGCCAAAUGACUAUGUACCGAGUCCAACUCGCAACAUGAGCUCCUCACAGCAACAAAGUCCAGUGCGGACAGCUUCUGUAAAUCAGAGAACAAGGACAUACAGUAGCAGUGGAAGCAGCGGGGGAAGCCACCCAAGCAGCCGCAGCAGCAGCAGAGAGAAUAGUGGCAGUGGAAGUGUUGGGGUCCCCAUUGCAGUACCAACUCCUUCUCCACCCAGUGUGUAUCCAGGCUCUGCGGGUACCCCUCCACCACCUACCACCUCUAAUCUUACUCCAGUCCCUGUUCCUGCUGCUCCUGCCUCUGCUGCAGUACCUGCUUCAACUCAAGGUCCUGUUCCCUCUGCAACCCCUGCCCAUGUUCCAAUACUGACCCCAGAAUCCAUAGCAGGAGCUCAGCCCUUUGCUGAUGGCUUCAUCUCACCAUCUCUCCCUGCUGUCUCUUCUGCUCCUACUGCAGGGCACACUCCCCAGUUCUACAGCAUGAAUCGACCAGUGCAACGGCAGAAUCCUACCACGAUUGGGGGUUCUCUGCCUGGCUACAGACGUCCACCAUCCUUGGCCUCACAGGCCAGUCUUCAAAAUCAAGUCAAUGGAGGUCCAUACUACUGUCAGAACCAGGCACCUGAAUCAAGAGCGCCCCUUGCUCCACCACCACCUUCUAUCCUGCAGGUUACACCGCAGCUACCACUGAUGGGCUUCGUGGCCAGAGUACAAGACAAUAUUUCAGAUGGCUCCACCCCCCCUCCUCCUCCACCAACAGAUGAUGUAGUAUUUGAUGAAUCACCCCCACCUCCCCCACCACCAGAGGAUUACGAGGAGGAAGAGACGGCAGUGGUAGAGUACAGUGACCCAUACGCAGAGGAAGAUCCACCUUGGGCACCCAAGAAUUAUUUGGAGAAAGUUGUUGCUAUCUAUGACUAUUCAAAAGACAAAGAAGAUGAAUUGUCUUUCCAAGAAGGCGCUAUCAUAUAUGUGCUGAAGAAAAAUGAUGAUGGCUGGUAUGAAGGAGUGAUGAACGGUGUGACUGGUCUGUUCCCUGGCAAUUAUGUGGAAUCCAUCAUGCACUACGCAGAAUGAGGUGCUGAAGGCAGCUCCUCCACCCUCCUGCUGGUGUACUGCCACACUCUGUGGCUUCCUGUAAUGCUCGGACAUGCACAAGCUGAAAAUGAAGGAUUCAAGUAAACAAUACGCAAUAUACAUUUAUUGAACCAGGACGGAGCAAAGUGACAUUGUCUCUUGGGAAGCUCUGAUUCCAAUGUAAGAUCUGGUGACUGUUGUGAAAUGAGCUCUGUGCACGCGUGCAUACAACCAAACAAACAUACAUACACACAUACAUAUAUACACACACACACACACACACACACACACCCCCACCCUUGCACAAACACAUAUUCUCUCUCUCACUCUGUCUUUCUCUCUCUCUCACACUCACACUCACACGUGUGUAUUCUCUUGCUCUCACCCUCUCUCUCACCUCUUUCGCUUUCUCAAAUGUGCAAUGCAGUCAUUCCUGGUGUUAAAGGGUUGACCGAUACCACCAUUACUACAGGGCAAGUACCUUGCCAGGUCCAAACAAACUGCAUCUGUGGUGCUGCCAGAUUCUGAAUUAAGCUAUUUUCUGUCUCAUUUUUUAAAGAUUCUGAAAGUAGUUAUUCCUGAUGGCUCAAUAUGGGCAUCAGUUGGAAGCAGUUAUAUUACAGUACUAAUUUACACAGCAGCCGUAUAGGAUAUGCUGGCAGACGACUCAUAUAUGAGUGCUUUGUUCACCUGGAAGCAUGGAAACUGACAUUUCUUUGAAGCCUGGCAAGUAUACUUUGUUGUCAUCUCUAACUGAGAAACAGCUGUACCUUCCAGGGGUUGUUCCCUUGUAAAUGGGAGGGGUUGGGGCAUGCCUGGAGAGAGCAUCGUGGGUAGGAUUACGUGAGUACAGAUUUGUGACUCUAUGAUAGUUGUUUAUAGUGUUGUUAAGGACUGGUAUAUCCCUAGAAAGCACUGAGAUAUUAUUGAUGGGAACAGAUUUAUUACUGCGUAAACUAUGGUACAUAAUUAAAUGUUCUACAAGUGUUUAAUGAUAGAAUACAAUACUAAUGUGUAUUGGGUUGCAUAGAAAUUUCUGGAGAAUGGGUUGGACUGCAAGCAUAACACAGUAUUAUAAACUAAGAUUAAUAAUUUCUCCAGUUGUGUCAAGUAUGUUAAUCAAGGUUAGAAGCGGCAAGACUAAUAUCCUUUUUGUGAUUUCUUCAACUUGUUCCUUAAUUUGUUGAACGAUAUUCUUGAUCCCAGUUGAUCACUGAAUAAAUAGAAUUUAUGGAGAUUUAUCAAUGAACGCUUGAGAAAUUAAGUUGUUCUGGUGCAAAUUAUAGAUAUCGCAAACAUGGACUGGGGAAAUAGUGGGUGGAGGGGAUUGGGAAGAGAGUUGAGGAAGAUGACAAAAAUUUGACCAGGUUGCUAGGAUGUGAAGGACUUCACUCUGUGUUAAUUGAAUAUGCAUUUUGGUUACUGCAUUGAGAUUUGAUCUAUUUUCAUCUCACAUUUACACUGCUGAAGUAGAAGAAGAUUGUGCCUCAGUGAAUUCAGUAGGAUUGUGCGAUCUGGACUCAGACAUGAAGAAUGAGACCAACAGGUAUCUGAACCUGGUGGAAACUUGCCAGACUGCUGAAGUAGAACUCAAGUUGGUAGAAGUAAAUGGGUAUAAGCAAAAGUCCUCUUUAACGAAUGAAUGAAUAUGAUCUAGAGACCAACCAUUACCCAUUUGAGUUUCAAUAUCUUGUGUGACAACUAAUUGGUGAUCUUGAGUCAGGUUUCAUAAAUGGUUCUGUUUAUUACUGCUUUCAAAUGGGAUUGCUGAGAUUUCUGGAGUUUGUGUGGCAAUCCGUACAGCUGUUGGGUGGACAGUAGAGUUACUUGUUUGUUGCCAACAUUGCCUUUCAGAACUAUCGUGGUUUCGAGGAAAUCCAGCCAUUGCUGUGAGCACUCCAAGAAAAUAACAUAAAUGUUAAACAAAAUUCAUCUUUAUGAAAUAUUAAAGGUCAUCAAACUCCAUUUCGUUAAUCGUGUCAAAUAACAAAAAGUUAGUUCACUUCCAAUUAGCAUAGACAGGGCAAUAUUGGUAGAAGAUUGGUCAGUGGCAUUUAAUGAUGGUGCAGAGAGAUUGGAAAUAAUGAAUAUAACUCCAAGGAUGACGUCAAACCAGAGUUGGAGGUUCUUUUUCUAAUUCACCGAUGUACUGUGUUGACAAUCUUCAGCAUGUACACAUUCACUCUAAAGCAUGGAUCUUGAGAUUAACUAGUGACUUCAUAGUCCAAAAAUUGUAGUUUCUCUGAAAUUGUCACAAACAGCUAUUGACUUUAACUGCAUUGUCUUGCCUUCUUAAGACCUUGAAUCAUUAACUUCUGAGUUCAAAACCAAAUACAACUCAAGCUCAUAAUCAGUAUUCAUGGCUCAAUUCGGGAAUGCUUACUCAGAUUUUGGCAAAAUUGGUCAAACUUUGGAAAAGAAUCUGCAAAUGGGUUUGGUGUGAGUAUGGGAAAAGCACCUUAAGGUAAGAGAGUUAAUGUUCCAGCAACAAGAAAUCUCAUGAACUGAAAUUUGUUCUUCAUCUGAACUUACCUUGUGAUAUGACCGUUACUUCAAAAUAGAUAUAAGUUUCAUGCUACUUUUUUUUUUAGGUGAUGAGCUCCAUUUUACAUGAAUCAUUUUUUAAGAGGCACGAGUUUCAGGCAGUAAGGGCAUUCACAUGUACACCUGUCAAUAGCACACAAUAAUAGUAGCAAAUAUAAUUUUGUCAUGAAUCUAUAUUAUAAUUUAUACCUGAGCCUCUGUUUAGGACAUAAAAAUCUUUAAAGAAAUGAAACAACUGCCUGAGGAUGUGGUACUUUUGAAAAGCCCAGUGCUUUAGAUUGUGAAUGGGAGUCACUGGCCUUGUAGUACUGGUGCUUAAUGUAUCGGUCGACCCUUUGGUUUCUUUGCUUAUUAUUGCAGUAAUAAUGUGUAAAUAUCCUCAUUGGUUUUAUGCAUCAUUUUGUAAGAUUGAAGUCCUCUCUUGGGUUGGCUGAGAUGCUGUGUAAAGAAUACUGACUAGAGCUUGAUAUAAAAGAAUCUGUGUCUGUAAUGUUUGAAUAGACUGCAUGCUAUAGUCCCUGUCCUGGAGCUUGCUUUAAUUCUUCACAUUACCCUCCUCUUCAAGCUGAACUUUUUCAUUUCUUGUUGUGGGUGGGAUCGGAAUGUGUGCCCACCUACUCUAGCACGGAAGUGUAGGGAUUUUUCACUUUUCCAAGGCCCACCAACAUGCAAUACUACCAGAUGACCCCUUCAUUUCACUGCCAAAUGCUUCUUAUUCACUGCCAAGUUUUCCCAUUAAAGCAUCGCCAAAUUUUACCUUCAUUGAAAUGCACACAUAUUCCAAGGCAAUAAUCUAAAAGGAACCUGCACAUUACUAACUGAUUUGAGGUUUCCCUUAUAGCACUAAUUUUGAGUGGGCAUUUGGAUACUUUCUCUCUUUCCCUCCCCCCCACCAACUUGUUUUCCUGAUUUUUUUUCCCUCCUCUUUUGAACAGCUGGGGUUUGCUGCUGACUUUUCUAUAUUAUGUGACUUGAUUGCUUUGAAAACCCACCUUUAAUAUAAAAUAUGAAAACAGAUGAUAUAUGGUAAAAGAUUGAAAGAUGUUUUCAGAGGGACCUGUAUGUCCUUGUACGUGAAACACGGGAAGUUAACAUGUAGGUACAGUAAAUGCAAUUAGGAAGGCAAAAGGUAUGUUGGUCUUUAUUAACUAUGUUCUGCAUGUAACAACCACUCUCUCCAAUUUAGAGCCUGGGUGAGACUAUUUGUUAUAUUGUGUACUGAUCUGAUUUAUGAAGGAUAUAUAGAGUGCAAUGAAGCUUUGCCAGAUUGAUUUUUCAGGCUGCAGGGAUGUCUUGUGAGGAAGUAUUCAGCUGAACAGGCCUGUACUCAUGUGAUGGGGAAAUGAUAUAAAUAUAUAAUAUUCAUAAACAACUGGAUUAAUAUGCAGUCGGUUUCCCCUAGCAAAAGUGUCUAGGACUAAGGGUCACAAAUACAAAGCAAGAGGUCAACCAUUUAGGAUAGAGGUGAACAUAUUUUUUAUUCCACCCAGAGGGCUGUAAAUCUCUGGAAAAAGACUGCGAGGCUCAGUCAAGACAAAUAUUAAAGGAAUCAAAGGAUUUAAGUUAAUGAAGGAAAAUAUGCUGAGGUAGAAGAUUUGCCAUCAUCUUAGUGUAUAUUGGAGCAGGCAUGAGGGACCAAAUAGACUGCUAUUUUUGAUGUCUUAAAGGAUCAUUUAUGUACUAGGUUAACUAAUUCGAUGCCACCUUCUGAUUCAUUCUUCACAACAGACAUACUGCUCCCUUGUUUUUUGCUGUCUGUUAAUGUGUGACUGAGAUCUUAUUUAUAGUUGCAGUGUGGAGAUUUCUAAUCUUGAGAUCAGUUUUACAACAAUCCCUGAGAUUUUUAAACUGCAUUGUUGAUCCUCAGUUAAAUACCAUAAGGAACCCAAACUUUGGCCUAAGGAACAAAUUAGGAGUUGGAGCCUCUGUGACUCAGAGGUGUCGAGAAGCCAUCACUACGGAAUUUGGGGCUUUCCAAUACAUGUGCCUUUGUGCUAAGCUGUCUCCGAGGUUACCCAGUGAGCCAUGUCUGAGUUUGGUGGUUGCAGUCACUUAAUGAAAUGUUACAAUGGUUAAGUGGUAUAUAAUGUUUAUCUGACACCACUUAAACAAAUUUCUACUACAACCAUGUGGCUUGCAAGACUACAGAAGCAGAUGUUACCCGAAAGGUUGAGAUUAUUGUCAGUUAAGAGGUGGCACAGUAUUGCAGUUAAUUGAAAUGCUGCCUGAUAGCUCCAGCUGGUCAGGUGCAGUCAAGACUUCCAAUCCUCUCUUCCAUUGCACUCUGCAGUGCCCUACCAUUCAUAGUAUGUCCUACUCUGGUUUGACUUUCCAAAAUGCCUCACAUUUACCUAUAUUGAAAUCCAUUUGCCGCUCCUCAGCCUACUUCUUUAACAGAUUAUGGUUCCCAACAACAUUAAAUCUGUGUCAGCUGAAAGCUUACUGAUAAGCCUUGUAUAUUCGAAUCCAAAUCAAUUAUAUAAAUAACAAGAAACGAGAGUCCCAAUCACUUGUCAACAGCCUCCGUUCUGAGAAACAACCUCAAACCACCAUCCUCUGCUUCCUACCUCUGAACUAAUUUUAAGCCUCUGUGGAUUCCAUGCAAACUAACCUUCCAGACCAGUCUACCAUGCAUAACCUUGUUGAAGGCCUUGUUAAAGUCCAAAGAGACAACACCCACAGCCGUAUCCUUAUCUUCCUUUUUAGUAACCUCUUUAAAACAAAUCGAAAAGGUUCAUCAAGUGCAUCUUCCCAUGCACAAAACCAUGCUAACUCCUCCCAAAAUGACUCUGUCUGUCCAAAUGCUGGUAGGUCCUGUUUCUCAGAAGUCUCAGUAACUUCCACACUAUUGAUAUCAGGCUAGGCAGUUCCUGGCUUGUCUUUACUACCCUUUUCAAACAACAGAACAACAUUAACCAUUUCCAGUCUUCAGGAACUUCACCAGUGGCUAAUGACAAAACAAAUAUUUCUGCAAGGACCCCUGCAAUUUCCUCUCAAGCCUCCACAAAGUUCAAGGAUGCACUUGGUCAGGCCCCAAACAUUUAUCCACCCUAAUGUACUGUAAGGCUGCAAGUACCUCCUCCUGCAAAUACAAAUGGUCUCCAAAACAUCUCUUGUUUCCCUUAUCUCUUGAGCAACCAUGGUUUUCUCCUCAGUAAACACAAGGGGAAUUAUUUGUUCAAAGUCCCACCCAUCUCUUGGGGCUUAAGACAUAAGCAGCUCUGCUGAUCUCAAAGGGGACCUAUUCUAUCUAUAGUCACGUUUUUAAUACAGCUUUAGAAGUACUUCUGAUUUUUCUUAAUCUUACUGGACAAAUCCAUCUCAUAAACACUUUGUCCUUCUGAUUUCCCUCAUAAGAGUAUUCUUAAUUUUUUUUUAGUCAUCAAGGGAUUUGCUCAAUCCUGACCUCUUAAGCACAAUGUAUGAUUCUUUCUUUUCCUUGACCAGAGCCUCAAUAUCGCUCAUCAAAGUUCCCUAAACUUGCCAUGUUUACUCUUCAUCCUAGCAGGAGCAUGUUUCUCUUGGGCAUUUGCUCUCACACUCUUAAAAGCCUCCCACUUAUUACCCAGUCAGACUCUGCUAGAUUCCCCCAAAAUUAGCCUACUGUCGUUUAGGAGCCUAAACUGUGGACCUGUCCUAUCCUUUUCCACCACUACCUUAAAACUAAUAGAAUUACCCUGUGUGGUCAUUAGGCGCCAUCGUAGCAAUUAGGGCAACACUAUUACAGCUUGGGGCAUGAGAGUUCAUAGUUAAAUCCCGGCAUCUUCUGUAAGGAGUUUGUUCAUCUUCCCCGUGGAAUGCGUGGGUUUUCUCCAGGCACUCUGGUUUAUUCCCACAAUCCAAAGAAGUAGGCUAAUUGGUCAUUGUAAAUUGUCCCAUGAUUAGGCUAGGUUUAAAUUGGGGGUUGCUGGGCAGUACAGCUGGAAGGGCCUGUUUGGCACCAUCACAAAAUAAAGUAUUCUCUGACUGCCUCAUUCCUUUAGAGGGGGCCCAGUAUUGCACUUUCCAAGUUGGACCCUCUAUAUAUUGGCUCAGGAGAUUUCCCUGGAUACAUUUCACAAAUUCCAUCCUAUCCAGGCCCCUUAAUAUUCUGGGUGGCACAGGCAAUAAUGAGGAAAUCAAAAUUCCCCACUCAUGUAACCAAUACAACCCCGUUAUUCUUACAAAGUUCCUGCUGACUAUGGGGGGGGGGGGUAUGUCUAUAAUGCAGCCUCAUUAGAAUGACCCUUUCUUGUUUGUAAGUUCUACCAAAUGGUCUCACUGUUAUCGGAAAGGCUACAGCCUCUUCUUGCUUACCUGUACCUAUACCUGUCAUGCCUGUAACAUCUGUAUUCUGGAAUACUAAACUGCCAGUCAUGCCCUUCUCUCAGUCAUGAUUCUGUUACAGCCAUAAUAUUCCAGUCCUCAGAGCCAAUCCAUGCUGAGUUUGCCUGUCUUACUUGUUAAACCUCAUGCACUAAAAUAAAUGUAUUUGAACUAAAUAUUCACUUCCCUGUCUAUCCUGAUUACUAAACUUACUCUUGCUGAUUAGUGCUUUCUCCUAUGACUUGCUCCUGCUCAGAGUCCCACCACCCACUCUCUUGCCAAUUUAGUUUAACCCAUCCUGGGAGGCAACACACCUCUGUGACCACAUAAUCUUGCCCCUUUUGGGUCUCUAUCACAAUAUCCCAACUACCCUUCUCCUCAACUUUGGGCCUCAAUGCAGUGCCAGCAACGUGGCUACUGCUCCGCGUGUGGUAUACCAGUUAGUGAGGGGAAUGGCCAUGCCUACUCCCCUUAUUUUUCGUCAAAAUCACCCAUCUAUCUGAAGUGUGACCACCUCAGUAGAAGUCUCAUCUAUGAGGUUCUCAUCCUCCAACUCCAGCUCAAGUUCCUUGACCUGUGCCCCUCCGCUAAAGUCUCUUGAGCAGAGGCCUUAACUCCCCAGUCUCUCAAUUUCUGCUCAAAAAGGCCACUUAACCUUACACUCACCAGAUAUUAAAAGACUUUCAUUUUUAAAGUUCCUGCUCUCACUCCAUGCACCUCAGCCGCUUUCUCAGCAUCGUCACACCGAAAACUCCUGAGCCAAAGUGUCAGCUUCAACUCCUCCAUUGGCUACUCCAAAAUGGCCACUCACUUGACCCAAGUUGCUUUCUUUUGGCUAUUGUUAAUUGCCAAUCAUCUAUCGACUACAAUUCGUUGACGCCUCUUAAAUUUCUGUAGUGAAACUCGCACGCACCAAGACUUGCCUCUUUAAACUUUCCUGUUCUCCUGAUAGCUUAUAGAUGGGACAAUUUCACAUCGGCUCCCAAUGUUUUGUUUGGUCACAGUGGGGAGAGCAGGGCAACCAGACUGUGGCAACUGUCCCAACCUUGCUGGGCCUCUUUUCAAGUUAUCAUUUCUGUGUCAUGACACCUUGCUGGUGAGGCCCUUUGCAGUAGAAUGCCCCAGCUGGAACACAAAUGACCUCAUGCACUGCAGGGGGAUAGGGAGCUGCUUAGGCAGCCACCCUAUACAGUACCUGGAAUGAAUACAGCACUUCCCUUCAAAUUAUAUCUUCGUCUUUCGCUUAAGAGAAAAGAAAUAAUCCCUCCUGAUAGAUGGGUGGUUGGGAAAAUCGCAUUUUUAUUCUGAGUAGAGGAAUUGAGAGGGAUUUUGUGGAUUAAUUGAUGAUGCUAAUUAAAUCAGCAGCUCCUUUUAUCAUUGUAUCAUGCAACUACCAGGAUGGUAGAGGCAGAACUAAUUUUUUUUGAGUAAUUACUAUAAAAGACUCCACAGAAGCCACAUAUAUACUGUAGUGCAAACUGAUGGUAUCUAAUUUAACAUGAAAAGCCUCCAGGACAUUUAUUUUGAAAAGAAUGGUGUGGUUGUCAGAUUGAACUAUAUGAAGAUCCCUGUCCCCUUCCCCUUGACACCAGGCUAAGACAGUGAACUCUGAACCUACUAAUUUUUGCAUCUCGAUCCCUGCUAGAAAUUAAAAACAUUGAUUUUAUCCACUACUAGCUCCUCAGAUGAGAAAAUAGGUCUGCUGUCUGCUCAUGGUUCAGGGGCUCAUUAACUGGGCUGAGGUUUGAAGGAGGGAAGUAAUUGGUUUUUGUGCUUGCUGACACUAAACUCGGAUCAUCUUUUCUCCCCCUGUCUAAUGGGUGGGACACAGCUGUACAUUUUCUGUGCGUGCAAGAAUAAAGUUUUGUGAAUUAACUGUAUCCUGUGUAUAUAAAAAAGUUUAAAGGCCUCAAGUCUUAAAUAAUAAAAAGAUAAGUGACUGGAAUGUUUAAAGUACAUCUACUGCAA